CAUCUGACACCGCAAGGGGCUUAAAAUCUCUGGAGUCAGUCGUCCUCCUUCCUCCAUCAUGCAUUCAACAAGAAUCACAGCUCGACAGUGACAAGUGUUUCCAAAGUGGCGAGUGUGUCCGUUUAGACGAGCAGUUUGUGCGCAAACAGGGAAGUCGAGGAGAAACUGAACGUAUUUUACUGCGCUUAUUUCUCCGCUGGGAGCCAAACGCAGGCGGGGCUGAGCGUUUUUGGAGGAUUCUUUUUAUGUAAAAGGAAAUAUUUUGAUCCAAACCCUUUCACCGACAUGGAGUACACGUCUUCCCCGAAACCGCAGCUCUCGUCCAGAGCAAAUGCCUUCUCCAUAGCCGCGCUGAUGUCCAGUGGGAAGCCCAGUAAGGACAAAGAGACGGAGGAGAACACCAUCAAGCCUCUCGAGCAAUUCGUGGAGAAGUCCUCCUGCACCCAGCAGUCUCUGGCAGACAUGUCCUCUCUGGACGGGCACGGGGACUUCGGCGGGAGCGCGCCCGCGGUGUGCACGGAGCCGCUCAUCCCCACCAAUCCCGGCAUACCUAGCGAGGAGAUGGCGAAGAUCUCGUGCAGCCUGGAGACCAAGGAGCUGUGGGACAAAUUUCACGAGCUGGGCACCGAGAUGAUCAUCACCAAGUCCGGAAGGAGGAUGUUCCCCACCAUCCGGGUCUCUUUCUCGGGGGUGGACCAGGACUCUAAGUACAUCGUGCUAAUGGACAUCGUCCCGGUGGACAACAAACGGUACCGGUACGCCUACCACCGCUCCUCCUGGCUGGUGGCCGGCAAGGCCGACCCUCCUCUGCCUGCCAGGCUGUACGUCCACCCAGACUCUCCGUUCACAGGAGAGCAGCUGAUGAAGCAAAUGGUUUCUUUUGAGAAAGUCAAACUGACAAACAACGAACUGGACCAACACGGACAUAUCAUCCUUAACUCCAUGCACAAGUACCAGCCCCGGGUCCACAUAAUCAAGAAGAAAGACCACACCGCCUCGCUGCUCAACCUCAAGUCUGAGGAGUUUCGCACAUUCGUCUUUGUGGAGACCGUCUUCACGGCUGUCACGGCCUAUCAGAACCAGCUGAUAACCAAACUGAAGAUUGACAGCAACCCGUUUGCCAAAGGCUUCCGGGAUUCGUCACGGCUGACAGACAUGGAGAGGUACAGGGGAUUCUGGGUCCUGCACUGUGGGGUUACCUUUGUACUGCUGCCUUCAAUAAGAGAGGAAGGACUGUGUGUGUGCGCGCAGUUCAUUAGUAAAUACUGUGUUUAUUUAUUUCUGUUUGUGUCGUCGCCAAUCCGAACCUAUGCUGGAGACGAAGAGAACCUGGGCGAGGACGGACACUCGGCGCACACCAGAGGCUCGGCAAUCACCGCCUCCGUCUCCCUGAGCUCCUGGGUCACCACCACCUCGGGUUUUUCAAGCUUCCAGCACCCACAGUCCUUGUCGGCCAUGGGCACCGGUGCCGCCUCCCUGCCCCAUCCCAUCCAAGGCUCCCUGCCCCCUUACAGCCGGCUGGGCAUGCCCCUGACACCCACCGCUCUGGCUGGAACCAUGCAGGGAAGUGGGCCAUCAUUUCCGUCCUUCCACAUGCCACGCUACCACCACUACUUCCAGCAGGGGCCCUACGCCGCCAUUCAGGGACUCCGCCACUCCUCCACAGUCAUGACGCCCUUUGUAUGACUCAACCAAACCUUGCUCUGAUGCUUAUCCCCAGUUCAGUGCAACAAGUUAUUUCUCUGCACCAGCUCAUCACCCCUCAUCCAGUUUGUAUUUUUUCCCUCUGGUCUUUGUAAAUAGUUCUCCUGCAGUGAGUGAGGCGAUGGUAACGACACAAAGAGGAUGUGGCUUACUGAAAGCUGAUUUAGAAAAAAAAGACCGACCGAAAGACCCCAGGACAAACUCUUUAGUGAUACUGUACAAACACUUAUGACCUCAGUACAAACUACAAAACCUAAUACAAGACGAUAAAAGGAGCAGGUUUGAUCUCACCCCUUGAAGAACAGCAAGUGGAUCCUCAAAACAUUUUUAACAUUUAGACUCUGCAUCCCUUUAAAGACCACCACUGGCUACUGGGUCUCUAAGGCUUUACAGAUGGCAGGUUGGUUUAUGAGCCAUCGACAAUGCAACCUAAGAUGAUGCUUUUUGGGAGUGACUUAUCUGAUGCUAGUGAACACUUCAGCAUGUCAGAGAGGCAAGAACGGUCAUCUCAGCCUCUCCUGUUUUCUAGAAGGUCAGCCAUAUGUACAGUUCAAACUUCAUGCUCGAUGAAAAUAAUGUUAGACAUACAGUAUGUUAAAAUGUAUUGUACAAAGAUAAAAUUGCUACAUUUACUCAUAGGAAAAUUGUCACUGUAGAGUGCAAAAAAUUCAUAGAACGCAUGCUGUCCGCAGUAGACACACGCACCGGGUAAACAAUAUGUGAUGAAUAAGCUCAUCUAUGACAAGGGUGAAGGAUUUUUGCCUACUUUAAAGGCCUGGUCACACAAGCAUUUAAAACAUCAACAUGUCUCAGCGCAAUCAGUUAAUUUUAAAAGAAGCUGUGAAUUUGCUGGAAGGGGAGGUGUGAACACCAUGGAUGUAUGGAGAGAGAUGGAUACAGUAGACCACUCAGCCUCAUUACGAAAUUGUUCAAGUGGUCACUCACAAUACUGCAAUGAAAACAAUCCCCUGCAGCCCAGUAAAAGCAAUGUUAAUUAUUGUUUUUUAUAAGAAUUUUUAAUCCCUGCAGGUUUUAUAUUAAUAACUUAGCCAUCAUCUAGGGUGUGUGAGACAUCAUCUCAAUAUAAAGUCUAUGGGCUGAGCUGGAUUAAAUGAAACCAAAACUAAAAAUUCCACAUUAAUUAAGGGCAUGGCUGCUUUGAGUGACAGGUGGGAGGGCUAGCUGCUACCUGUCUAGCCAGCGCCAUUGACUCUUCAGGCGGAGUGAAGCAUGGCAAUGGCAACAGUGGCAGUAUGGCAACAGCCAGACUUGAGCUUUAAAAUUGCUCUUCAGAAAACUAAUGGGUGACAUCACGGUGGGUUUGUCCAUCUUUAAUAUACAGUCAAUGAGUAGACUUCACGAGGCCAAAGUAAACCCCAGAAGCUAGAAAACCUGUUUUGGCUUAAGCCCUCAGAGAGCAAUUUCCGUUCAAGUGAGUGGGCACCAUCUUUGCAGUCCGGUAGCCAGUCCAGUUCUUGUGUAAAUAAAUAUGGUAAAUACUCAAACUUUUCAUAUGUGGUUCAAAAUUUUGGAAUGUUGACAUGCAGAUUCCAGCUGCUGACCAUUUGCAAACUGCAGGGGUGCCGCUAACAGUUUUGGGCCCUAUGAAAAAAUUUGAAGUUGGGCCCUCUACCCACAGACUGUGGGCCCCCAAAGUUCGUGGGCCCUUAGAAUCGUCCUAACCCCCCCCAACGGCGCCCGUGGCAAACUGUGUGUAUCGCCCUGACAUCAUGGAUGUAUUAAUGGAGAAUUAGAUACAGCACUGCUAGACGGCACCUAACUGUUUCUGUUAAAGUUGCUCAGUGGUGCAUGAUCCAAAAAAAAAUCUUGAUGCUUCCAGAUUCCAGCCAUAAAAAUUACCUGGAUGUUUAUCACGCUUCCGCAUUUUUGUGUCCAUAGAGCAUGCGCACUUGUGUCAAGCCAAGUCUCCCACUAGAUGAGCCUGGUGAUGUUUGGUGGGCUCCACGCAGGUGUGAAUAGGAUAAAAUAAAAAUAUCUUAAGGAUAAACUAGACUUUCCAAAUGGUAAUAGACCCAGUGAAUAAAAUUCUGAUAAUAAAAAGACAUUUCGCAGGGUUUGUGCCACACAGAAAAAUUGUUUGCCAUUUUACAGCCACUCCUUUUCCAGUGAUUCUCUAUGAGAAAAAUGUUUUUUGGGCCAGUGUGCAUCACGUGAUGAAAGUGAAAGUAGUAAUGCAGUUUGGCUGCUAUGCCAGAUUUUCUUCACUGCCCAGCACUGCUGCUGAGGGCUUACCUAACAUUUGAGGGAAUAAAGAGCUGAAGAGUCCAACUUGGCUUUAGACAGGAGUUAAUGGUACAAAUACAUCUUAUGAAUAAACUGCAUGAACCUAACGUUCUUUUCACAAAUUUGCUAAUGAGCAAAGCUUCGAGUGUGGCCAGUCAGGUAUAACAGCUUUUGAGUUUCAUUGUGCAAACACAUGGAUGAAUUGCUGCUGUGUCACUUUCUCAUGUGACCAGGUCUCAACUAAAUAAGACUCACCCACAAUAUGUUAAGUUCACAAACAUCUGUUUUAAAAUAGUCAUUAUAUAAUUUACUUUGAGUUAAACUGGCCACAAACUUUGCCCAAAUAAAUCAAUUUGUUUUGAGAGAAACAAGUCAAGCUCGAUCUCAUUGAUCACAUAUCCUGUAUGUUGGAACACAGAAACAUUUGACGAGUAACUGCAGCAUGGUUUUAUAUUUUUUCAUUGUAAACAUAACAGUUAGGUAAGAACAUCAGGCAUCACCAUGGUUUUAGCUGCCAAACACAGGCUUUUAGCAGCUGAUUACAGCGUCAGACUGUGCCGACAGAGUGUCCACACCUGGAAAUAAUUGUUCUCUGCUGUCUCAUUUAAAACAUGCAGGGAGGAAGAAGCUGGAAGCUGCUGGGGUCGAUUCACACAUUCAGUAAUGGAGCAGCUGCAUAACAAUGGCAGCUCACUGGUGGAGUAGUCAAAGGAGUGUAUCUGAAGAUGUAUAAAGAAUUAAAAAUCCAGCUGGGAUGGUCCUACCAGCAGUGACAGUUAAUGCUGUCAUUCUGGAACACAUUUUAUUAUGAAGCUGGAUUUUCCAACUCAGCUCCACAAUUACUAGAUUGUUAAUUCGCUGUGGAUCAACUAAUCAUUUCAGCUCAAAAUUUCACAAAACAGAUGAGUUAACAUAUUGGCUAAUAUACUUUUAUCUGGUUUUUAAACUUUUAAAUAUCAGUAUCAGCUUUCAAACGCCAGUAUUAUUUGGGCUGUACUAAAAACAUGUCACAGGAAAAUAGUUUCACUGAGAAAUAUGAGUUUUAAGAAGGCACAGUGAUGAAAAUUACUGGUUAAGCUGGAAUUUUUUUUGUAGUGAGUCUGCCAUGUUUAUGCACAAGAUCCAAACCACACAGUUAAAUGUUUCACCUUCGUCUUUGUGUGUGUAACGGAUGGCGAUGUUUUCAACGCUGUUCUGUGGAGGCACGAUGAUGGAUGCAAAGAAAAAGAUUCUGAAUUUAAACAAAUGUAUAAAAGUGUCAUAAAUGUUCUGAUAAGUUAAUUUGAUCUCAUCUGUUUCCCAAAGAAAGACAACCCCCCCUUUUGUUUUUGCUUUAGAAAUCAGUUCAUCCUUUUCUGAUGUAUAGCAUGAACUGAAUGUUGAGUCCCAUCAUUUCCCUCUUGAACCACAUGCACACUGCCAAUGCACAAAUGAAAAUAAGCUUCACGUU
Messenger RNA from Monopterus albus (swamp eel), 5398 nucleotides. RefSeq names its product T-box transcription factor 20 (gene tbx20). Bases 286 to 1686 code for a protein of 466 amino acids. Gene Ontology annotation, molecular function: RNA polymerase II cis-regulatory region sequence-specific DNA binding; DNA-binding transcription factor activity, RNA polymerase II-specific. Lineage: Eukaryota; Metazoa; Chordata; Actinopteri; Synbranchiformes; Synbranchidae. Gene Ontology annotation, biological process: regulation of transcription by RNA polymerase II; cell fate specification; positive regulation of DNA-templated transcription. Gene Ontology annotation, cellular component: nucleus; chromatin. The transcript has 8 exons. The record is from RefSeq and is a predicted model, not a curated record.